ACACACACGAAUCAAACCUUUCCUGUUCUACUAAAACUUUUCAGUCUGGAAAUAGCAGAGCUAACCAGUCAGAGUUAGGAAAAUAUGGGAAGCAACCUCUCUAACCACAGCAUUGUCGACGACUCGGAUGGAUCAUCACAUGGAAAGAAGUCUCGCAUCAUGUCCUUCCACUCCAAGGACCAAUGGAAGACCCAUUUCACUGCCUCUAAGCAAACUAACAAGCUGAUGGUGAUUGAUUUCACGGCAACAUGGUGCGGACCUUGUCGAUCGAUGGAGCCAGCCUUGAAAGAGUAUGCUGAUAAGUACACCGACGUCGAGUUUGUCAAGCUUGAUGUCGACGAGUUACCGGAUGUGGCGAUGGAGUUUGGGGUGCAGGCAAUGCCUUCGUUUGUGUUUAUUAAGAAAGGAGAAGUGAUUGAUAGAGUUGUCGGGGCCAGGAAGGAGGAACUCCAGAAGAAGAUUGAGAAACACAGGAGUUAAAUUACCAUUCCUCACUGUUGUUAAUCCCGAGUAGAUGAAGCGCCCCGGAUUGGAAAUUUACCUAUAAGCAAAAUAAAGCCAGAAUAAGACCAACUAAUAAUAAGAUCUCUUACUUGGGGUUCUGGAGUUUAGUGUUCAGUUUUCUGUAUUCUUUCAUGUUCAUCGAGAUUUGUACUUCUCGGAGUGUUACUUAACUCUAAUGCAUACUUAUCUUAAAUUUUACUAUGUGCUAAGACCAACUAAUAAUAAGAUCUCUUACUUGGGGUUCUGGAGUUUAGUGUUC
Messenger RNA from Fragaria vesca subsp. vesca, 763 nucleotides. Its product is annotated as thioredoxin H2-like. The coding region runs from base 85 to 480 and encodes 131 amino acids. The transcript has 3 exons. The record is from RefSeq and is a predicted model, not a curated record. Lineage: Eukaryota; Viridiplantae; Streptophyta; Magnoliopsida; Rosales; Rosaceae.